Macaca mulatta (Rhesus monkey) is the source of this 3414-nucleotide messenger RNA. NCBI's taxonomy places the organism in Eukaryota, Metazoa, Chordata, Mammalia, Primates, Cercopithecidae. The record is from RefSeq and is a predicted model, not a curated record.
GUUCCCACCUAUGAGUGAGAACAUGUGGUGUUUGGUAAGAUAGUCUCUUGUUGAUGGGCUUUGAAAUUUUGUAAAAUUUUUUUCUCUGCUCUGACUUAUCUCUUCCCUUUUUGCAGUGACUGAUAACUGCUUGAAAUCCUGCAGGGGAUUGUAAAUUGGUAGUCUUAAAACUUUCCAGUACAUCAUUAAUAAUCUAGAGAGGUUUUGAUAAUGAGACAGCAAGGGGCCAAGAUGUAUCUCAAGCCCUUUGUAUCCCAGUAUGGUCAGAUAAAGACGCUUGGGCUCCACUAGAGACCAACUGAGUCCUAAAGGGGAGAAUUAAAUGAACACAUAGACUUACUGAUUGUGUGAGGAUGCGAUCUGACUGAAAAACAAGCAAAGAUAUUUUUUAUUACCCCCUUCUUGUUUCUUUUCUUUUCCUACUCAUUUUUUUUUUCUAUUGGCAAAUUUACUAGUGAUAUACUUGCUUCAACUGUUUUUGUUUUUGUUUUUUUAAAUCAAAGGCACUAGAAAUUUCCAGAAAACUAAUUAUCAGCUGGUUGAAUUCUGGACAAUGGGAAAACAAAAGGCUGAGAAAAUAGAACUUCAAGUUCCAUGUUGCAUCUCAAGUUCCAAUAGGCAUCAAUGGACUUGAUAAGUGCACCACAGAGAAACAAAUAACUGACUAAUUGCCUGUAUAGAUGACUUAUCUAGAAAGCAGAAAUGGAUCUAUAUCAUUUUCCUCUCAUUUUUUUUCCUUCUGCAUGGGAAAUUCCUAAUUAACAUUCUUUAGAGUCAUGUAGAAACAUUUUUCUCUGUUUAUUUUUUAUGCAGGUCAGUGAAUGUUCUAGAAACUUAUUAAUAAUGUAUUUAUGCCUUUCUGCCCAUGGAUGCUAUGGAAGAAGCAUCGUUAAAGUCUCUCUUCUCCCGGCCGUCUUGUCUAAGUCAGAGUCUCCUAAAGAGCCGGAACAGCUGAGGAAGCUCUUCAUUGGAGGAUUGAGCUUUGAAACAACUGAUGAGAGCCUGAGGAGCCAUUUUGAGCAAUGAGGAAUACUCCUGGACUGUGUGGUCAUGAGAGAUCCAAACACCAAUCGCUCCAGGGACUUUGGGUUUGUCACAUAUGCCACUGUGGAGGAGGUAGAUGCAGCCAUGAAUGCAAGGCCAUACAAGGUGGAUGGAAGAGUUGUGGAACCAAAGAGAACUGUCACAAGAGAAGAUUCUCAAAGACCAGGUGCCCACUUAACUGUGAUAAAGAUGUUUGUUGGUGGCAUUAAAGAAGACACUGAAGAGCAUCAACUAAGAGAUGAUUUUGAACAGUUUGGAAAAAUUGAAGUGAUUGAAAUCAUGACUGACCGAGGUGGUGGCAAGAAAAGGGGCUUUGCCUUUGUAACCUUUGAUGACUAUGACUCCAUGGAUAAGACUGUCAUUCAGAAAUACCAUACUAUGAAUAGCCACAACUGUGAAGUUAGAAAAGCCCUGUCAAAGCAAGAGAUGGCUAGUGCUCCAUCCAGCCAAAGAGGUCGAAGUGGUUCUGGAAACUUUGGUGGUGGUUGUGGAGGUGGUUUUGGUGGGAAUGACAGCUUUGGUCAUGGAGGAAUCUUUAGUGGUCGUGGUGGAUUUGAUGGCAGCCAUGGUGGUGGUGGAUAUGGUGGCAGUGGGGAUGGAUAUAAUGGAUUUGGUAAUGAUGGAAGCAAUUUUGGAGGUGGUGGAAGCUACAAUGAUUUUGGCAAUUACAACAAUCAGCCUUCAAAUUUUGGACCCGCAAAGGGAGGAAACUUUGGAGGCAGAAGCUCUGGCCCCUAUGGUGGUGGAUGCCAAUACUUUGCAAAACCAUGAAGCCGAAGUGGUUAUGGUGGUUCCAGUAGCAGCAGUAGCUAUGGCAGUGGCAGAAGAUUUUAAUUAGGAAACAAAGCUUAGUAGGAGAGGAGAGCCAGAGAAGUGACAGGGAAGGUAUAGGUUACAACAGAUUUGUGAACUCAGCCAAGCACAAUGGUGGCAGGGUCUAGCUGGUACAAAGAAGAUAUAUUUUAGACAAAUACUCAUGUGUGUGGGCAAAAAACUCAAGGACUGUAUUUGUGAUUAAUUGUAUAACAGGUUAUUUUAGUUUCCGUUCUGUGGAAAGUGUAAAGCAAUCCAACAAAGGGUUUUGAUGUAGAUUUUUUUUUUUUUUUUGCACCCAUGCUGUUGAUUGCUAAAUGCAAUAGUCUGAUUGUGAUGCUGAAAAAAAAAAUAAUGUAUUUGUGUUUUGAGUAAUGGAAAAAUAAGGGACCAAGGAAAUUGGAAGUUUAUCAUAUCACAAUGUGAAUGCAUACAUUUUGGCUUAAGAUAUGUUAGACACUACUGGAGACAAUUGAGUUUCAAUCAUGAAGGGAAAUAGUCAAACUCACAAGAAGAUCCAAUAGCUGAAAAACAAAGAGAUAAAUCAAUGUGUACAGGCUGCUGAAAGAGGAGCUAGUUUUUGUACUACUUUCCUGAAAGGAAAUAUCAGAAAUGGCAAUGGAAGAAACAUCCUUCUUAGGGCAGAGGCAUAGAGCUCUGUGCUGGGGAAUAUACAAUAUACCUGCCACCAUGCCUUGUGGGGAUUCUGCCUUCUGCUUAGUAUAGGAGGCUGUAGGAAAGGGAGAUGAUUUAUCUCUUCCCUUUUUGCAGUAAGUGGUUACUGCUGGAAAUCCUGCAGGGGAUUGGUAAUUUCUUUAAACUGUGCUGCCUUUACCUUUCUUCUCCCUAUUUCUGCCAUUCUGUGAAAGCUUUCAUUUAUUCAUACAAAUAUCCUUCCCUUCCCUUGUUGACAAGUCACUAUAAACUUAGGGUAGUUUCUGAAGUAUAUCUCUCUCUUUUGGGUUGAUCAGUGGGUUUGGUAUUCUCCUUUAUUCAUUCCUUUUAGGGGUGGAGCAGCAGCUAAAUAGUGGAAUAAGCAAAAGAGAUGAAGGAAUAUGAGUUUCUACACACACAAGACAGAAAUGAACAGAGAGGAAAAGUAUGCUAGGCCCUAUAAUAGGCAUGGGACUUAACCAGUCAUUACUGAAGUUUCAGCUGGUGGUAAGAAACAGAAGGAACACACAAUGGAGAAAUCAACAUGUGUAGAACCAAGUGAAUUCAGUUCUCCCUUGAUAGGCUCAAAGAGGGUAACUGCAGAGAGGAUAUGGGGGGCGCUAAAAUCUGACAGCUCAGUGCAUGUCCAGUCUUACGUGCCUUACUUUGUGCUUUGUAGCCUCAGACCUGUUUCUGCUGGUCUGAGGCAGGAGAUUAGUUAUAAAGUGAUAAAGUGAGGCUUUAUUCUUCCUUCUUAUUUCACUCAGCGACAGUAAAUGCUUGAAACACUUCUAGAGGUUCAUAAUGUCUUAAACUUGUACUUCUAUGUACUUUUGUCAGUCUCCUUUUCUUUUUCGUUUAUUUUCUUUCUUUCUUUUUGAGGCAGAAUCUUGCUCUGUUACC